Molecule: messenger RNA, 1813 nt
Organism: Ixodes scapularis (black-legged tick)
Lineage: Eukaryota; Metazoa; Arthropoda; Arachnida; Ixodida; Ixodidae
Gene: Lim1
Product: LIM/homeobox protein Lhx1
Exons: 8
Coding region: 1-1524 (507 amino acids)
Biological process (GO): regulation of transcription by RNA polymerase II; neuron differentiation
Cellular component (GO): nucleus
Molecular function (GO): RNA polymerase II transcription regulatory region sequence-specific DNA binding; DNA-binding transcription factor activity, RNA polymerase II-specific
Source: RefSeq, a predicted model, not a curated record
AUGAAGAUGGUGCAGUGCGCGGGCUGCGACCGUCCCAUCCUGGACAGGUUCCUGCUGAACGUGCUGGACCGCUCGUGGCACGCCAAGUGCGUGCAGUGCUGCGACUGCCGCUGCAACCUCACCGAGAAGUGCUUCUCCAGGGACGGCAAGCUCUUCUGUCGGAAUGACUUCUUCAAGCGCUUCGGCACCAAGUGCGCGGGCUGCGCGAUGGGGAUCUCCCCGACGGACCUGGUGCGACGCGCGCGCAGCAAGGUGUUCCACCUCAAGUGCUUCACCUGCCUGGUGUGUCGCAAGCAACUGUCCACCGGCGAGGAGCUGUACGUGCUGGACGAGCACCGCUUCGUCUGCAAGGACGACUACCUCGCCAGGCAGCAGCCGCCCCCGCCACCAGUACCACCGCCAACCUGGGGUUACGUGGGUUAUUGCGGUGGCGUGGGAGCUGGCCCGGACAAGGCUCUCAAGCCUCAGUUCCCGGCCUGGGGUCCACCGCUCAGGCCAUGCCACAUCCCGCCACCGUACGCAAUGCUGGGACCCACGGGCUCCCCGGGCGACGCGACGCUCGACCUCGACGACCCCGCGGACGGGAGCGCCCCGGACCCAGACCUCCUGCGCGACCAAGACAGGGACUCGAGCGUCGAGCGCGAACUGCCCCCGGCCGUCAUCUCGCCGUCGUCGGCGUGCGGCGGCGGGGGCCCGACCAAGGGCGGCAGCGCGGGGGGCGGCGGGCCCCGGCCGGACUCCGGCGGCGGCGGGUCGGGCCCCGAGGGCGCGGGGGGCCCGGGCGCCGGCGACGAGGCCCAGGGUGGCACCAAGCGCCGGGGCCCUCGUACCACCAUCAAGGCCAAGCAGCUGGAGACGCUCAAGGCGGCCUUCGCCGCCACGCCCAAGCCUACCAGGCACAUCAGGGAGCAGCUGGCGCAGGAGACGGGACUCAACAUGCGAGUCAUCCAGGUGUGGUUCCAGAACCGCCGAUCCAAGGAGCGUCGCAUGAAGCAGCUCAGCACCCUGGGUGCCCGGAGGCACUUUUUCCGCAGUCCCCGGAGGGUGAUGCGGUCCCUGCGGCCAGGCAUGUCCCCGGACGGCCUCGACGACUCCCCGGAGAUGGGGCCCGGAGGACCCAACUCCGCCUUCGCCUACUUCUCCGACUCUUCGAACCCCGCAGACUUCGGGUACGGCGGGCAGGCCGGCUUCUACGACUUCUUCCCGGGCCAGCAGCCCCCACCGCCGCCUCCUCCUGGCGGUGGAGGUCCGGGCUCCGGCCCCGACGGCAUGGGCUUCCCGCCAGGCUCCGGACCACAGGGCAACUCCCAGGGGGGCCUGGACCCCCACUCGGGCUCCGUCGGACCUGGGAGCGUGAACCUGGGCUCGGACGCGCCCUACCUGCAGCCUCCUCCGGCGUCCGCGCAGCGGUCUAGCCCCGACGCCGUGCUCAGCCUCCAGGGGGCGGAACCGUACGGCGCCCGCGCCGACAACGGUUUCGCCCCGCUCAACCACCCGCCAAUCAGCGAAACGCCCGUCUGGUGACGUCACCGCCAAUCACAGGGACCGUUUCCGCCCCCCUUCUGCGCGGGGACCCUGCUGCUGCCCCCCUCUGCCACGGGUCACGUGGCCACCGCUGCGCCCUCUCCCACGGAGGCGACGACGGCGCCACCCUGCGACGUGCGGGGCGGGGAAACUGUGAGGCGGAGAAAACGAAACCGAAACUAACAAGAAAAAGUGCGCGAGAGAAGGAGCGCUCAGGAAGCGAGGCAAGGCGGCGAGGGCCGCGCCCCGGCCGACUGGAAAUUCUUCCUACGACAAGAUCGCCUCCCGG